AUGGCGUAUCUCCAAUCUCCUCAUAGACCACGGAUGCACUUUGCAGGCUACACGAUACCAUCUCCUAUGGACCGCUUGUGGCAUACGUUCAAGGACGCGCUCGACGGACGAGCAGACCUCAACGACAUGAAGGGCUGGACCACGACGCUGGACUUUGGCAACGUGCCCCCGAGCGCGGGCUGGAGCGACGACACGCUCAAGGGCCCGGAGAUGAAGAGCGAGCUGUUCGUCGACGGCUUGAACGGUUGA
Messenger RNA from Anthostomella pinea, 249 nucleotides. The record is from the annotation of a GenBank genome assembly. NCBI's taxonomy places the organism in Eukaryota, Fungi, Ascomycota, Sordariomycetes, Xylariales, Xylariaceae.